Messenger RNA from Temnothorax curvispinosus, 7008 nucleotides. RefSeq names its product serine-rich adhesin for platelets-like. NCBI's taxonomy places the organism in Eukaryota, Metazoa, Arthropoda, Insecta, Hymenoptera, Formicidae. The record is from RefSeq and is a predicted model, not a curated record. The annotation marks the transcript as partial. The transcript has 14 exons. Gene Ontology annotation, cellular component: SWI/SNF complex. Gene Ontology annotation, biological process: positive regulation of DNA-templated transcription.
GUAUCCUCUACAACUUCCCCGAAUGCGCGUCAUAAUAAUCCAGUUACAGUUUUGACCCAACAACAAUUGCAGCAAUUACAACAGUUACAAGCCCAGAAUAGCAGUGGCCAGUCGCUAACAUUUGCUUUGCAACAGACAUCAAAUAAUCCACAAGAGCAAGGAAAUGGGUCAGCAACUGGAAAUCACAUAGUCUACGUAAAUCAGUUGAAUCAAUUGAAUCAGAGUACCAUAAAUCCCUCGGGGACUGGUAUGGGCCUACCCCCGGCCACCCCCACUUUUGGGGUGGGCCUUAAUAUGGGAUUGCCACUAUCACUAUCACUAAAUACCAGUCUUACUUCUCUCACGUCCAAUGUUAUCACCACAUCAAAUCCUCUGCUGAAUUUGGGCUUGCCGAGUAUAAGCACAGGGCUAACCGCGAUAAAUCCUAGCCUGAAUCAAUUAAAUGCUAUCAACUCCAACAUUGGCUCAAACAGUAUUAACAACAGUUUGUCCAAUUUGGGACAAGAUUUGAAUAGCAUUAAUACGGGGGUUAAUACCGGGAUAAACAGGCUCAAUACGAUAAAUUCCACGAAUAUUAAUUCUGGGCUAUCUGGAGUAAGCGCUGGACUGACCGGUCCAAAUCUGACGAGUCUAAACUCAUCGAGCGUGAAUCAGAAUCUUGCUACGUUGAAUACCAAUUUAACCGUCGCGAAUUCCGGCGUAUCAGCUUUAUCUGCUAUUAAUCCAAAUACGAAUUUGGCUACCACUAGUAUAAAUUCUGGUGUGAAUCAGGGUCUUAAUCGACCUGCAAAUGCUCUGGCAACUGGUCUGACGCCAACUAGUUUGAAUUCCAGCAGUACACAAUUUCCAUUCCAAACGAUACAGAGCAUUCAGACUAUUGCACCACACAUCGUUGCAUCGUCAAAUAUAGCACAUGUACCAAACUCUGCUAUAUCGCAACAUCCUAAUUCGAACAUCUCAACAAUCUCACAAAUCUCUAACUCCGGAACUCUGACGAGUUCCAGCAUAUUCACGAGCACUCCGAGCGAAUCGAUUCAUGCGACCACUGCAAAUGUGAAUCACGCUUCAAACGUGAAUCUCACUACGAACAUACCGCACCUUGGUACAAUGCACCCUAAUUUAUCAAAUAUAUCGACGUCUAAUGUACAACAUAUAUCCGCAUCCAAUGAACCGACUAUGUCAUUGAGUCAUGUUUCUUCUUUAAGUUCCUCCCAGUCGACUGGAUUUCAACCACAGCGACAGUAUUCACAGGGGAUAAGCCCCGGGUUAAAUGCGUCAGUAGCAUUAACAGGCACAACGCAACCGUCGAAUGUGGUCAGUACUAUGAAUACCGUUAAGUCUAUGCAAAAUAUUCAAGGUCAAAACAUUAGUUCACCGGGCAGCCCGUUUUCAAUACCCUUGAAAAGUCCAGCGUCUAAUAUAGCACCACCUACGCCGAGUCCUAGCCCUAAUCGACUUUUACUUAGAAGUCCGGCUUCUAACUCGAUACAGUCCAAUCGGAAUAGUCCAAGCCCGGUCAACACGUCGACUUCGAACAGUAACUUUAACAUGCAGAUGCAAAGCCCCAUGCAGAGUCCGAUGAGCGUUAGCCAAAUACAGAGCCCUGUACUUAGCCCGUAUCCCCCUGCAAAAAGCCCUCAUCUAUUAAGCGGGAAUAAUUCUCUCAACAAUAGAAGCCCAGCACCUGGCGGUAGCCCUGGUCCACCUGUGGUUAGGCCUAAUACACCCAUACUACAGCAAGGAAUGCAGGUGUUACAAAUAAUUCACGGUACACCACAGGGUUAUCAAUCUACCCCUACCCAACUGGUGACUAGAACCCAGUUAUUUGGAAAUCAACAGAUACAAAUAGCGGCGGGUAAGCCCACCAAGCAACCACCGCAAAUUUUGCCAAAACCACCAAAUCAGCAAAUUUGUAAUGCUUCUCAACAAAAGUCGCAAAGAGUUACCACUACAAUUACAAAUCAGGUAACGCAGCAGAGUCAGCCGCAAAUUGUUCUUGCUGGACCACAACCAAGUCCAACUACAGCAACAAUGAUCCCAACAGCACAGGGUUUGCUACUGAAUCAGGUAUUGCCGUCUACCGGACCUGUCAUUGUACAGCAGCAGCCAGGAGGCGUUCAACUCAUACUAAGGACGCCAGCAGGCGCGCAGCAACAAACGCAUACUGCACAGUUAACACAACAGCAAUUGGUGAGGGUUGUCACAGCACAAGGUAUGCAACUGCAGGGGAUUGCGCCCACAUUCUUCGCUGUACCCAACGGAUUCCCUUCAGCCGCUCCUCCAGUAAUAAGGCAUACCCCAACUAGUCCUGCGCCAGCUAAUUCAGGAACUAGCAAUCCCAUCGUAAUUCAGAAUGCUAUGGUACAAAGUCCUCAGUCGCAAAUCUCACAAGUUACAUCUGGUAACACUACUGGCAAUGCUUCGUGCACGCAACCUGUCUCCGAACAAAAUCUAUUGCCGCCUCCUAAGAAGAAAGCGAAAAAGAAGAAGAAAGCCAAACGAAAAGAUGACGAACCGAAGUUAGAUCUUGCCCGUAUCAUAAAAAUAUCGGGCAUUGGGGAUGACGAUGAUAUCUUUGAUUCUGAGUUGACAACUGAAACCGAGGUUCCUUGUCAAACGCAGCAAAGCGAAGUUAAUCUCGGGCAACCUCUAGGCCAACUUUCAUCGCAAGGAACAGUUCCUGCUAGCCCUACUUUAACUCAAGUACCUGCAACGAACACAACGAACACGCAAGCUCCUGCAUCGCAACCACUUAACAAUCAGCUUGUCACCCAACUCCAGAUGCCUGUACAAAAUACGCUAACGGGACAAUUUCGUAUAUCGAUUGGAGAAGACGGAAAACAACUUAUUUUGCAGCAUCAGCCUGAACCCAAUCAACCAGAAAUGGAUGGAGCGACUGCGCAAGCUUUGAUACGAUCCCUGACUCAAAGUAGCGGACAAAAUUCGCAGAUUAUCUCGCAAUUUUUCAGCCAAACGCAAAAUACGCCACAGUCCGCUCCAAAUACGACCCAGCAGAGGCAAAAGUAUGCCAAAUCUCCUUUAUCUAGUGGAAAUCAAGCUUCAGGCAAUACUAUAAGUUCCACAUGCUCGCAAAAUGUCAUUUGCACUACUAGUCCGCAUCAUGGCCAGAUAUGUUCGAAGAUUAAUCAGCAGAAGAAUACAAACGUUCCUCAAGAGACUAAUUCGCUACCUAAUAUCUGCGUUCAAAGUAGCCUCGGACCUUUACAGGAGACGCAAACGUCUAAGAACGUCAAUGUACAAAAACUGAUGCAAGCUAAGAAUGUUCAAUCUGCAUUGUCACAAACGAGCAAUAAUACUCCUUUGAAUCCCCCAGAUGUCUUAUCAAAGCCUUCGUCUAUGUAUGGCAUUCAAGGUUCUCGAAUAUCUAAUGCAAGUCAGACGAGUUCCAAUCAACAAAAUUCCAAUCUUUCUCUACAAAAGUCUAGUCAGGUACGACUCAUGAACACUUGUGUAACAAAUAUACGGAAAAAUUUGGGAAAGCAGCCAGCGCACCGACAACACGCUCAUGUGCAAAAAUCAUUACCUGGUAGCUCAAUAGCACAAAACGACCAUAUGUCUAAGACUAAUCAGAGUCUUCAGCAAACGAAUCAACAGGAAACUCUAACAUUGCAGCAGGAAUCGCCACUGUUUCAACAUAAUCAACAGAUCACUGCGCAAACCGUACAAACUCAAAAUGUGCAACAAAUAUUUGAACAAAACUUACAGAGCUCAAACAUUCAUCAUAAUUCCAUGAAUAUAUUGCAGCAACAAAGUUCUUGUAACACCAUGCAACAACACGAUACCAUGAAUGUUUUACAUUCGAGUAUUCAACAAAAUACGAUUAAUGUGCUGCAACAAAAUACAGCCGGUAAUGUUCAGAAUAUAGAACAAAAUUUGUCGGGUAUCAAGGAUAUAGCACACGCGCAGCAGAAUGUCAUGACCAGUUUGCAACAACAAAAUACGUCUGCUGUUUUACACAACACGAGUGUCCAGCAAAAUGUGAAUGUUCAGCAACAGAAGGUAGUGACAGCAAAUACCUUCUCCUCCGUUAAUGCACAUCACUUCGAGUCUCAGAACUCGGCUAACGUCGUGCAGCAAGGAAUCAAUACGCAACAAAAUAAUCAGAAUCAGAAUAUAUUGAUUACGACCGCUCCUACUUCUAAUACCGCCCAGCCGAACGAAUCUCAAAAUGUCGAAACCCAAGGCGCAAAUAUAUUGAACUCGGCGGCGAACAGCAUACUAAAUAACGCACCUAAAAUCACGCCUGAAAUUUUAAAUGCGUUGAGAAACUUGAAUCCUAACGAUCAGCUGCUAAUCGCGAACGCGAAUGGUCAGAUGCAGGUGAUCAGUCAGCAGCUCUUGCAACAACUUUUGGCUGGACAGUUAAACGCGACAAAUCAGACACAGAAUCAAAAUCAAACGCAGAAGAUAGUGAUUGGCGAGCCAGAUGCAAGUAAUCAGAAUCUGCAAGGAGUUCAGAUCAACACUCCAACGAGCCAGAUAAUCGUCAACAGUUCUGGUGGAGCCCCAACAAUCCAAAAUAAUAUUCAGAACAUCGUGGUGCAAGCUGCACCGUCCCAGAUGCCGCAACAUAUACAAAUUCAAAAUUCCGGCUUUCCUAGUCAAUUUAUUGACAAUCUAAAUCAACAACAAAUUAGGAACUUGGGCAACAAUCCACCAAAGAAGACGAAAAUCGUGAAAAAGACGAAAGUUGCUGUUACUGCUCAAAGCAUAAACUCACAGACGAAGACAGUAACCGUUACUCGACCAACAAUGGUUACGUCCAAUUUACAAAAAGUUGACCAUACUAAUAAAAUAAACACGACGGUAUCUCAUAGUACAAAUCCUACUAAGAGCGAACCAACUCAGAUCAUUGCCAAUGGUCCUUUAAUUACAUCCUCUGCCGGCAGUCACGUAUCAGUUCCCUCAAAUGGGCAAAUGGUACAAAGAGUACAAACUAUUCAGCUUCCUGCUCAAUUGCAGCAAUCGUUGAAGAACAUUCAGUCACAAAUCCAAGCUCUUUUAUCUCGAAAAUCUGGUACGUCGCACGAUCAGACGGCGUUGGCGAAAUUGUACCAAGAGCAAGCAAAGAUAUUAGCCAGUGGGAAAGUCGUUAGCACUACUACACAUUCUGUCAAUAGCACGACCGAAACGACGUUCAGUGUAAACGUAGUUUCAACAGUUGCGUCGAGUAUACAUUCGCAAAAUUCAUUCAAGAACCAGACAUCAGCGGCGCAAACACAGACACAAACUUCCACCGCUGCUAUGCCAGUAACAUCUCAAACUCUAAGUUCAACUACAACAAUGCCAAGUAGCUCGAAUAGUAGUUUCAUUAAUAAUAUUACGGUGCCGCAAAGUAUACAAGGGCAACAAUCGAGUAUAUCGAAUACUUGUGUGACACAGAGUGUGCACCAGACGCACGUCAAACAGCAUAAGUUUUAUCAGAACCACGGGACUCAGAUGUUGAAUCCGUCCUCUGCGAACAUGCAAAUCUUCUCGCCGCCUAUUACCUCCGUAGCAACUUCACAGUUACAGAGCAGCGCACAACAAUUGACCCAAUUGCAAACGCAGCAAUCAGGCAUACAGUGUCAACAACAAUCGACGCAGUGUCAGACAGACCCGUUGGAUUUCAAACCGAAUAUACAGACACCGAGCCCUGUGAAACAAGAGCUCUCGUCCCCUAUUCAAGUGCAAGUUCAAAGCGGCUCGCCUGCGAGUCAGGUGACCUCGCCUAGAAUGAUAAACAAGGGAACGCAGAGGAUUCAGAGCCCUGUAAAUACCAACGGGAAUACGAUGAAGCAACUCGUCAGUCCUAAUAGCAACUCCAAUCCUUUGAUAAGUCCGAGGCAAGGCGUAAAAAGGCGUGCGAUUAGCCCGAUUUGCAGGCAGGUCAACCGCAGUGAUGUAGUGGAACAGCAACUAAAAACCGAUCAAAAUGGCGCAACCAAUCCAGAUAUGAAUACACCAUUCUCAGGCAAGCGUGAUGCUUGCAAACGUUUGGUACGAUAUCAUUGUUUAAAUGAGCAAGUACUAGGACCCAAGGAUCUGACAAAAGCGGACGAAAUAUUUGAAGAGACAGCGAAACAUCUAUUGAACAAGUUCAGCUCUAUGAUAAAUAAAUACACGUAUCUUCUCCUAAUGGAAAGCAUGCGUGAAGUGAGGACGUCAGAAUUGAUGAUGAUUGAUAGGUCUUUUGUAUCUGAAGAGCAAAAUAUUCUCCAGAGGUUAAAGGAACAGGAGGCAAAACUUAACGCGGAGUUUAAGAAGGAAGAAAAACCGUUGGUGCCAAAAGUUGAACCUGGCCUUGUGGAAGAGAACAAGUCAACCUUAACAGCAUCGUCACCUUUGGUGAAUGUAUCUGUAAAACGCGAAUUGGAAGAUGAUUUCCCAAGUGACGAAAUGGAAUGCAAACCAGUGAUCAAGACGACGAGUAGUACAAGUGGUGAUUACGACGAGUGGUUGGAGAUUCAGAAGGCACUGGGUGUAUAUCCGUCUACCGCAGACACUUUGAAGUGUAAAAACGGCAAUAACAGUGGUAGUGGUGCGUGUGCUGUUGCGAGAUCAUCGAAAAUUGAAAGAACACGAGCAAACGGCGAGUGUCUUCGUGCAAAUGUUGCAAAUACAAAUUUGCCCGGUGUCUCGAACGCGAUUAUGAAGGACGAUUGCGAGCAGGAUGUAAAUACGUCCUUCGACAGGCGUUGGAGUAGUGCCACUGAUCUUGAACGGGAUUUGUCAGAGGAUACCGACUUGGAUGAAUUGGCUUUGCACUCCCAGACGCAAUGUCCAAGCAGUACUGCCCACGUGACGAGUAGCGAAAGCGGUAACACCGGUAACGAGCACGAUGAGAUCAACGCGCAAGUACAGUCCGCCAUCGACAGCAUUCUUAAUCUUAAGCAACGUCCUACGAACACCCUAACAGGCAGCAGUAGCGGUAGUUCGUCAUCGCAGUCCGGCGACUCGAAAGACACUGCGUUGGACCAAGCAGUCCGCAGCAUCUUAGGCUCGUGA